AUGUCUUAUUUCUUACAAAUUUUCCUUCGNAUUGAAUGGUGGGACGUGCCUCUUCUGCAUGCUGGAAAUUAUGGUGAUAUUGACAAUGGAAUCAUAGGCGAAGAUAAACUGAAAAUGGAAAAGUUCACUAUUUAUGUGGAGCAUCCUCGACCAAUUGAACCACCUGCUGAGCCUGCCCCUCCACCACCUCAACCACUCAAACUAACUAAGCAAGAACAGAAGAAACUCCGGACACAAAGACGAAUAGCUAAGGAGAAGGAUCGACAGGAGAUGAUUAGACAGGGUGUCAUAGAACCGCCAAAACCAAAGGUCAAGAUUAGCAAUUUAAUGAAAGUACUUGGCACUGAAGCAACUCAAGAUCCUACUCGGCUUGAAAAAGAAGUCCGUAGUGCAGCUGCUGAGCGUGAACAGGCUCACAUAGAUAGAAACAUUGCACGCAAGCUUACUCCUGCUGAGCUGCGGGAGAAAAAGGAAAGGAAGCUGUUUGAUGACCCAAAUACACCGGAGACUCUUGUCUCUCUUUACAAGAUAAAUGAUCUCUCACAUCCGAAGUCCCGCUUUAGAGUUGAUGUUAAUGCUCAAGAGAACCGUUUGACUGGAUGUGCUGUGAUCUGCGAUGGUAUUAGUAUUGUUGUGGUUGAGGGUGGAAGCAAGUCGAUUAAGAGGUAUGGGAAACUUAUGCUCAGGCGUAUUAAUUGGAGUGAAGUUUCAAAAGAGAAAGAAGAAGAUGAAGAUUCAGAUGAUGAUAAGACUGUCAAUAAGUGUGUUCUGGUGUGGCAAGGAAGUGUUGCGAAACCCAGCUUCAAUAAGUUCAGCGUUCAUGAUUGCAUCACUGAAGCAGCCGGCCGUAAAGUUUUUGUGGAUGCUGGUGUUCCUCAUUAUUGGGACCUAGCUGUGAAUUACGUAGACGAUGAAGCUGUUUGACAUGUCUUAAAGUGUUUUUGUUCUUCGUUAUUGGCCUUAAUAAGGCCUUCUGGUGAGUUAUCAGUUUUAUAAUUUGCAUUUAGCAGUGUUUUAAACAAAAUAAUACACACGACAGAUCAAUUGGUGGUGUAACCCUUUUCAUGUUGGUUUGGAUAGGAUCCAGUCAAAUAUGUUAAUGGUUGCCUGCUAACAUUUGCUUAGAUUUGAAGCCUUUGUGAUUUGACUAUGUCUCCAUGUCUCUGAUUUGAUAUACUAAUAUUUUAUUGAUCUCCCUUCCUACA
Molecule: messenger RNA, 1205 nt
Organism: Vigna umbellata (rice bean)
Lineage: Eukaryota; Viridiplantae; Streptophyta; Magnoliopsida; Fabales; Fabaceae
Source: RefSeq, a predicted model, not a curated record